Molecule: messenger RNA, 1324 nt
Organism: Trichoderma atroviride IMI 206040
Lineage: Eukaryota; Fungi; Ascomycota; Sordariomycetes; Hypocreales; Hypocreaceae
Biological process (GO): endoplasmic reticulum to Golgi vesicle-mediated transport
Cellular component (GO): endoplasmic reticulum membrane; Golgi membrane; COPII-coated ER to Golgi transport vesicle
Molecular function (GO): COPII receptor activity
Source: RefSeq, a predicted model, not a curated record
AUCUAAUCUUAAACGAGCCGCUCUUCCUCGUUCAUACAUUCGUUCAAAUCUCAAGCUUCUUCUUCUUCUUCUUCUUUCUUCUGUUAUAACCCGCACCCCUCAGCUCAACUUGACCAUCUAGCCAAAUACCACACCACUAAUACGUCGACAUGUGGAUUCUACCGCUGCUGGGCUACGUCGGCGCCAUCAUCGGCUUCUGCUUCUUAACCUUGUCAAUCGCGUCUGGGCUCUACUAUCUCUCGGAACUGGUGGAGGAACAUACCGUCUUGGCAAAGCGCUUACUCACGCGACUGAUCCAGAUCAUCAUUGGCGUGCAGGUUGCGCUCUUGAUUGACGGCUUCCCCUUCUGGGCGACUGUCUUGGGAAUUGUCUGCCAUGUGGUGUACUUGGGUAACUUGAGGCGGUUCCCAUAUGUGCAGCUGACUGAUCCGCUGUUCUUGCUCUCUUGUGUCUUGGUGCUUCUCGACCACUAUGUGUGGUUCCGAUUCUUCUCCAACCACCAGGAGCGAGCCUACUCCCGAUCUUCCUACUACGAGCAUGUGGACGUCCCGACCUUUACAAUGAUUGCGUCCUACUUUGGCAUAUGCGUCUGGCUGAUUCCGUUUGCGCUCUUUGUGAGCUUGUCUGCUGGCGACAAUGUCCUGCCUACCAUGGGCACGGAGCCGGUUCGUGGCGUGGAUGGCAAGAAUAAGCCCCAGGGCUUGGUCAAGGCGCUUGUUGAUUGGGUGCGAGGGUUGAUUGGGGAUAUGGCUGGCAGUGGGAUGGACCGGCCGUAAGGAUAUGAUUCUCUUUCUACAGGCGGGACGAGAUUUCUUUUAUUUGCGGCGAGGUCAGCCAAUCUUUAAUAGAUGAGGCCGAUGUGUCGAAUUGUGUCCACGAAAUCAGAUGGCCCAUCUACUUUGCCAUCUGAUACAUGUCGUUACUCUUACAUGAGCCAUUUUAAAGUUGACUGGGCAGGCUGCAUACGAUUUAUUAUUAUGAUGUUGUCUUUGAUCUGGAUUGUUUGAACAUCAGGACAGGUGUUACGAUUGUCGAAUGAUGAGUAGCGCAUGUUGAAAUGCUGCGUUGUAUAAUAUGUAUCAUAUGGGUAAGGGAUAAGAGUGCAGCACGCGGCGUUCUCUGCUUGUGUAUUUAUGCAUUGCCCAAAUAUCUUAUCUAAACCUGCAGUUUAUAUGAACUGGUAUAUUUUGCUGUGGAAGAUGGUCGAUGUGAUUCAAGUCAUGGAUGUUCAACUUUCUUAGUAUGCUUGUCAGGAAUGAACUCUUUUUGGACCUAUGAGCAGCACUUUGGUGUUGACAAUGAGAAUGAAUAGAAAGGAGGAAAU